AUGGGAGUGCAAGGUCUCUGGGAACUGCUGGCUCCGGUGGGGCGCCGCGUCUCCGUCGAAACCCUCGCCGGGAAAAAGGUCGCCAUAGGUGUCUUUCUGUCUUCUCACAAUUGGACUCGAUUUCUUUGUUGUCUCCAAUUUUCCUUAGUCGCUGCAGCAAUUGCAGUGGUUCUGAAUUGUUGUUGCCGUCGCAGAUGCCAGCAUAUGGCUUGUGCAGUUCAUCAAGGCGAUGCGGGAUGAGAAGGGAGAGAUGGUGCGCAACGCGCACAUUCUCGGCUUCUUUCGUCGCAUCUGCAAGCUGCUCUUCCUCCGCACCAGGCCCGUCUUCGUCUUCGACGGCGGUACCCCCGCCCUCAAGCGCCGUACAGUCGCGGCGAGACGGCGCCACCGGGAAAAUGCUAGUGCCAAGAUCCGGAAGACCGCCGAGAAGCUCCUUCUUAACCAUGUGAGUGCAAUCAUCACCAUAGCUACAAUCGAUCCUCUUUUCCCCUUCACUUCCAGCUUCUUUAAUUCCCGAAGUGCGUUCGAAACCUCUACGAAGCUGUGGCAUUGUUUAUGCUGGCAGCAUAUUCAUUGUGCCGUCGGUCGACUUCGACGAGAUUUAAGUUAUUUUCGCUUGCUUCUUCUCAUUUUCAACAGCUGAAAGCAAAGAAACUGGAGGAAUUGGCGGCAGAAAUUAAAGACAGCAAGUUUAAGGACGAUCCAAAAGGGAAGCACGUUGUACCUGAUCAUAAGGAUGGGUUGUCUGACACAAGAGCUUCGGAAGAAACUGAUCACCCUCUGCGUACUGGUAUCAAUCCGGAACGGCUAGAUGAAAUGUGAGCACAUCGCCUUGAACUUGUUUUCGAGACGUUGAAACUUUCACCUAUAAAUUUUCGGUGCAUUAUGUUUCAUUACUUGCGGGUCAUGUUUAGGUUAGCGGCAUCCAUUGCUGCAGAGGAAGAAGGGACAUUCAUCAGCAACGAAGCAACAUCCACUAGUCAAUUUCCUCAUGAAGAGGAGUUUGAUGAAGAUGAGUGUGAAGAGAUGACAAUAGUAAGUCUUGCGAGAAAGCAGUUUUAUCUAGGUUUUCUAAUCAUUGCUAGUUUACUUGAACUUUUAAUAGCACAAUCAGAACGGUAGGAGAACGUGUUUUAAAAGUCCGCACUGUUUCAAAAAACCAUAGACGGAGAAACGGGAUGAUCCAAUGUUUCGCCAUCAUUUUAUAUAUCUAGUUUUCAGUUUUUAUUUCAGCGGAUGACAUAAAAUUUGAAAUAACCUUACAGGUUCCUAUAUGUCCUCAUAUAACCCUGGUGUCAGUCUGUCUAUAUGGAACUAUAAUUAAGAAAGUGGAUUAGAAGAGAUCUAAAGGUGGCCCUGAAUAGAAUAAACUCGGGGUCUGGGAAUAAAAGUUUGUACUUGGCUCAUACUUGUUAUAUAUCAAAUAUUCCGAAACUUUUCCUCUUGCAUUGAUGAUUUUUCAAGAAGCCCAUAAUAGCUUUGAAGUUUUCUUGAAUUGACGUCCCAAAAACACUAACCGUGUCUGUUGAGAGCCCUUGCUUGUGUCAUGUUUUUCCUCAUAGUUUUUUAUAUUAGUUUACUUAACAAUGAGCCUUUGGUGUCCAACCAGAAGGACCACGCUUCCCUUUUUUUCUAGCUGUAGCCUCUUGAGUUUCUCUAUAUUUCUGAAUGAUUGAUUCUUUAAGGUUCACAGUUUUUGUUGAGAACUAGUGGCAUAACAACCCAAAAUGCUUGCCUUUUCUGAAGAAUUCAAUCAGAAUAUGCUCUUUUCCCUUACAGCUCAAGCUGCGUUUCAUUUUCUCGAGAUUGUCUCCUUAGUUAUUUGUGUCUUCAGAGGAUUGCAUUGAUAAUGGAGAAAUAUAUGACUGACUUUCCCAAAGGGCAGUCUGUUUUGUGAAAUUGUUUUGUUGUGUUCUGAUCAUAGUGAAGUUCAUUGGACGCUUCGUUUGUAUUGAAUUUUUAUUAGAAAAGAUUCGUUCCUAUCAACGUGGUCCAAUCUUCUCCUAUGUCGAGUGUUGGAAGUGUGUAGGCAUGAAUGUGGUGUGAAGCCUCAUCACCCAUUGAUUGUUUCCACAUAUUAUGCGAUGUAAACGAUAAAGAACUGGACAGGACCGUGGCCACACCUUUUCUUUGGAUAACCACAUUCAUUAAGAUGAUCUACUGUAUUUUUAUUUCAAUUCACUGCCUGGAAUUCUGUGAUGAUUUAUGGUUAACCGAUUUCGUGGCGUUUGCGUAAAGUAUUUUUGAAGCCUUUCUCACACCAAGGUUUGUAUCUUCCCUAGCGAAUUUGUUUUCAUUGGUAAUUUAAAUUCGAAACCUCUCUCUUUCUUUAUAGUGCUCGAGAUCCUCCUCUUAUAGUCAAGAUUUACUUACUGUAAAAUAAAAAAAAUCAAAUUACCUUAUUCAGAAACAUUAUUAGUGAAACUUUUUCUUUUACGAGGAAGUAAUUAAUGUUGGUUUCGGUCAAAUUUGCUGGAUUAUGAUUGGAGUCUCACCGUGUCAUUUUAUCCCUCUGUGAGGGCUAGUUAUCCUCUCUUAUUUUUGGCUCAUAUUAAAAAAAUGAGUUAUACCAUGAUUCGUUAUUGAUGAAGUAUAUCUAAACCAGUUACGAGUUGUUCUGAAAGCUCUUAGCUCUAAACUCUGAACUGUGCUUGAUUUGCACUGAAUUUCCUUGCAAAGGCAGAACAGCACUUCAUUGGGGGUCAUGACAUGCAUGCCAGUGUCAUUCAUGUGCAUCAUCGGUUGUUCCUACAAACUUCAAUGCUGCCAACAUUGAUUGAAACUGUUUGGUCUUUUUAUAUUUUGCAAAUAAAAUGGAAUUCCCUUAUAUUUUAAAAGCCCCCCUCCCCCUCCCCUCCCCCUCCCCUCCCCCUCCCUUCCCCCCAAAAAAAGAAAAAACUUUUGUAGUUCGGUUGUUUCAUGUUAAAACUUUUGUUUAGGGCAGUAUAUUUUUUAUAAUUUUACAUUAAAAAUUAUACCUUGGCAUUGAUUACUUGCAGCCUGUUGGAAAUGGUAGUCUUGACCCUACCGUGUUAGCUUCUUUGCCGCCAUCUAUGCAGCUUGAUCUUCUUGUUCAGGUAUAACCCAUACUAUAGACAUGAUGUUCCAUUUCAUCUCAUUUUCGUCUUGAUUCUGAACCAUAAUCCAAAUGUAACAAUGCCUUUUCCCCUAGAUGAGAGAGAGGUUGAUGGCUGAGAAUAGACAGAAGUAUCAGAAGAUUAAGAAGGUUUUGCUCUGUCAUAUUUCUCUUUUAAUUUUAUAAUUCCUAUUCAAUGGCUACCAACGUUUUGAAUUUUUAUAUUGUCUUUUACAGAAGCUUUCAUGUUGUUUUCUGUGUGGUGAGUUUACUUCAUCAGAGUUGAAUCUCGACUUUUUGGUGCUCAGUGCCGACAUUUCUCAUGAGCCAUACUAUUAAAAAUGUUGUAUUGCAUAGAUCUCAUGGGUAUAUAAUUGUGAAUACAAUGUCUCUCACUCAAUUUUAUAUCAAACUUCUCAACACUUCCCUUCAAAUUCAGGUAUUUUGAUAUUUUGGUUUCCACCUGCCAUUUGGUGGUACAAGCUUGCGAUUUAAAGAACUGUCACAGAACUUGUAGAACAUCAUGUGUAAUGCUGAAUACUGGGAGGAAAGUCUUCUAUGAAAUCGACUUUAAUGAAGUUUUGCUCUCUAAGUAUAGAAAAAAGUUGGUUGUCAAGAUGUUGCACUCGAAAACCUGUCUUCUUUUGUAGCUGGUUGUCAAGAACUUGCUAUUCACUUCUAUAAGUGAAUAGCAGGUUCUUACUGAAGUAUGCGAGAUGUUUUAUUUGAUUUUAUUCCAAUUCUAAGGAUGGAAAAAAAACAAGUGGAUUUAAUCAUGGUGAUUUUACUUUUAUAUCUACUAUUAAAGUAGUAUGAAGAUUCUGUAUGUUAAAAUGUGGUUUAAUUAAGAUAUUUUGUAAAUGUGAGUUGUUAAAGAUUUUAAAUAUAAUUAAAAGGUAUUCUCUUUGAGGACCAUGGUAUUAUUUUCGAUCUGAAUCAUGCACGCAACCACUACUUCAUUAUUGUAGCUUGUUCAAUUUUACGUUUAAUGGAACUCAAAAAACUAAACUUUUGAGUUAGAAAUGAUUACUUUCCUUAAUGUGUGUGAUCGAGUUUGUACCAGGGCGUUUACCUGGAUUCUGUCAUGCUGCCAAAUAUUAAGUUGAAAAGUCGCAGAUUUUCGAAUGUUGGUGAUUAUGCAAUGGAAAUCUUAAAUAAUGCCAUAGUUAGUUCGAUCACACACGAUGAAAUUCAGCAAGAAAUCUUGUUAGUUCAGUAUGCUAGAAAUUUUGUAUCCAUUAUUUUUUCCACGAGUAUCAAAGAGAAAGCGCAAACCCCCCCCCCCCCCCCCCAAUAAAAAAGGCAUGUAACCUUAAGUUUCGGAAUCUUGUUUUCCCUGACAGAAUGGGGACAUUUUUGGCCUAAAAUGGUCGUAUAACGUAUGUUGACAUAUUAUGUAUAGCCAUAAAAUUUCACUUGGGCUUCUAACUGUUUUGAUAUAACUUUAAGAACUUUGGAAAUUUGUGAUAAACUCCAAUAUUGUUUACACCUUGCAAAUUUAUGUUUUAUUUUUCAUUUUAUUGUUCUGAAUACUUGGAAAAGAAUUUGUAGGACUCAGAUUUCACUUGAGUUAUGAAAAAAAUAACUUACAUCGAUGAGAUAUCAAUUGGAUAUCCUGGAACUUAGGUUUUUUUUUUUUGAAACAACACCUGUGACAAAGAAGCUUACGUUUUUGGCUCUUGAGGAUUAUACCUGUAUCCACAAGCUAUCAUUGUAAGUCUGAACAGAGGUGUUGACGGAUCAAAUAACCAGGAACUGGGAGUUGGUAGAUGAAUGCAACUUUCCAGUUAUUCUUUUCUUCUAUGAUACCUAAGUUAAGGUAAAGGCAGCAUGUUAAAGUGUCAACUCAUGCCAAAAUUCUCCAGAAAAAUUGUCUGUGUUCAUUCAAUCGUGACCAUUUGACAUUAUAUUUAAGAUUUAUAGUACCUACUCAUAUUGUCCAAUCUGAGUCAAACGCAAAUAUGCAGUAAGCACAAAUUUUUUUUCUUUGUGUUCAUACAUAUUUUUUGAUAAGCAUAGUUGUCUUUGUAGUUUGUUCUUGUACAGAUCGACAAUUUUGGAGAUUAUUUCUUUAGAUAUUUUCUAACUUUAUUGUAUUAUAAUAAUUAUUGCAACCUUACAACCAUUUACUUUACUUUUCUGUGAUCUUGUCUAGAGUCCUUCAAAAUUUUCUGAGCUACAAAUACAGUCUUAUCUCAAAACUGUUGCAUUCCGUCGAGAGAUUGAUGAAGUCCAAAGAUCUGCUGCUGGAAAGGGACCAGAAGGACUACAGACUUCCAGGAUAGCUUCUGAAUCUAAUAGGGAGUUCGUAUUUUCAACAUCAUUUACUGGGGAUAAAAGGUAAGCAUGCAAAUCUUUCCAUUUAAAAGGGAUUAAAUGAUUAUAGAUAUUUUAUAUUGAUUCAAAAUUUUUACUCUAACUGAUUGGAAUUUGAUAAGUUUCUGCAUUAUGAAUUCAGUCAGCAUCGUAGCCUUUUAGAACGUGCUCUUUGUUCUGAUUCGUUUUGGUUUAUUUUUGGCGUGAGAGGUUUGUCAUCUUAUAAAAAAGCAAAUAAACAUACCCAAAGAGUGUCAUUUAUAGCUAGAUAGAACCUAUCACAUCCUAAGAACAUCAUUUAUAUUGGGGCAGCUCCUGUUGCUUCAAUAGGACUAAUGCAGACCAAAGUUUGCACAAUUCUAGGGCUUGUUGCCCUCCAUCAUCCCUGAGUUCCUAUGCCUCAACUUUGCUUCGUUGUAGCCAUCUCUAGUAUUUAUGUGACCCAGUAUCUUUUUGUCUCAUUGACCUGUGUACUCUGUAAUCAUGCUUCAAAGAUUUAUUUAUUUUCCGUAAUUAGAUUUGAAAAGCAGGACAUGAUACAAAUUUAAAAAUUCCCAUGGCAAGAAUAACGGCUAUCAUUGGUAACAUUUUUGGAUACGAUGAUGGCUCCUUUGAUCAAUGCUGAAUGGCAUUACAAAACAUACUACAUUCAACAGUGAGUUUUAGGAAUCUCUAUAAUACUGUGCGAAUUCCAGUACCAGAUCAAUAUACUGUUGACAACUUAUUCUAUUGUUCCUAAUUAAUUCUAUCUUUUUUUCAUUAUUAUUAGUUUUUCUGAAAAGAAAAUUUUCAUGUGUGUAACUGUUCUCUCUAGCCAGGAAGUUUACACCAACAGAAGGUGAGAAAAGUGGAACCGUAGAGAAAACAGGAUCAAGCACCGGGAAGGAGUCAAUUCCAGAUGAUUCUCCGAGGGGUCCAUCAUCUAGCAAUCUGAAAUCUACUGAUCGAGUUAAUGAGGAUGCACUAACUGAGGAUUUUGGCCAUGAUAUAGAGACAUAUCGUGAUGAGAGGGGUCGGAUGCGGGUUAGCAGAGUUAGAGGACUGGGAAUCCGUAUGACUCGGGAUUUACAGCACAAUUUAGAAUUAAUGUUGGAAAACGAUGUUGCAAAUAAAUAUGCUGCUGUUCACAAGGACAUGGCACCUAUUGAUGGCGGGGAAGCCAUCAAUCUCCCUGAUAAUUACUCCAAAAAUGACGUUUCUUUUAUGACUAGACUGGAUAGUGAGGCGCCUGGUGAACUUUUGAACAGAAAUACGUCUGUACAAAACAUUAGAGAUGAUGAUCAUUCUUUUGAGGUUUCUACGGUGAAAGAUGAAGCUCCUCUAGAGGUUUCAUUUUCCGUGGAUAACAUGGUAGACGGCGAUGAAGAAAUUUUCUCACAGUUAGUGACCGGAAAGUCAACCUUGGCAUUUCCUUCGGAAGUUUACUCUGUGGGAAAAGAUUCGAAUAGAUCUGAUUCUGAUUCUGAUUGUGAUUCUGAUUGGGAGGAUGGAGACAUUGAGGACAUAGCUAUAAACAGCCUGACUGACAGCAGGGGCAUAGAUCAAUCAUUAUUAGAGGAAAGGAUCAUAAAUGAAAAUGAUGGAUUGAAUUUGGAGGAUGGAGAGUUUCAAAUUGUUUCAGCUAAAUCUGUUUCAAGAGGAUUACGAGAGGAAGAAUCUGAAAUCCAGGAAGCAAUAAGGAGAAGCCUUGAAGAUUUCAGUCAGCAAUCUGUUAGUAGGUCUCUACGUCAGGAUUCUUCUUGUGAGAGGAAUGAGAUAGGCUCUUCUCCAAGGCCUGACCAAGGCGAUGGGCAAAAUUUUAUGCAAGACUCAGCGAUUGCUGAGAGGCUUGGUCUGCUGGAUGGAGCUGUCAAAGACGGUAGACGAACCAUCAACUCUCCUGAAAGGCUGUGUCCAACUAAUACAAUAUUGAUUGACUCUGGUGGUAAAUUACCAGUGACAGAUGUGCCUGACAGAGAGAUUGGAGUUUCCGGUAAUGUAUGGUUCACUCAAUCAAACAACGAUGGCAAGGCGCUGAAUGGGUCCCAAAUAGACAGGGUCUCUACCAGUGGAUUGGUCGGAAUGCCGAGUUGCCUGCAGGAAUCUUGUCAAGAUAUUUCUAUUAAUGAUGAAGAUAAAGUAGAUGUCUUACCUCCAGACAGUUCAGAUAUUUGUGUUACAAGGGCAGGUAUGGAACUCUUAUUCUUUGCUGAUAUUGAAAUAUUUUUUUUUGACUGCGCUUCUUAGAUAUUUACCUUUUUGGGAAGCCAGAUAUAAAUCCUGAUAAAACACAUGGAGCAGCUGUACUGGAUAGCUGCAGAGUCCCUGAAGAAGAAGAGUACAGAUAUGAUACUUCAACUCAUGAAAGCAUGAAUUUACGUACAGAAGCCCUGGAAUCUACUUUGGAUGAAGAGUUGUCACUUCUUAGUCGUGAGUGUAGGGAUCUUGGAGAUGAGCAGAGAAAACUUGAACGUAAUGCCGAGUCAGUCAACAAUGAGAUGUUUGCAGAGUGCCAGGUAAUUUUUUUGUAAUACUCUCCAAAUGGCUAUGUUAUCCAAAUACCUGACAAAUGGCAUGAUUACUCCUGCUGCCUUGGAUCCAUUAUGAUUUGAACAAAUAUCGGAUGAAAACUAUUUUCAUUAACAUAAUCUGUCUUUUCUACAUGCGCUUCUUUCUCUCUCCUUUCAGUGAUUUGGGAGGUUUUUUUUUUCCUUUUUAUUCAUUAAAACUUCUGAGUGCCAUCUUAGUGCAAGAUGCGAGCUUUGUUUCAUAGAAGAUGAUUCACUAAUAUGACCUGGAGAAACACCAUCGUAAUGCCUCUUUGUUGCUUUUAAAUUUCAUAGCGUUUUUGGUGUAACCAUCUUGAGAUUAUUUUCUUUGUGCAUCUAGAGAUUAUCAUCUAGAGUUUUCCACAUAGUAUCAUAGAAAAGUUACUAAUACGGUGAUAUUUUGGUUUUGUGUUCAUUCUUUCUAUGCGUUCGUCAAGAAAUCUGCUGCCUACAAAUAGUUUUUUUUCACUUCAAAUAUAUUGUGGCCAAUCAAACUCAUGAAGGGUGGCUAAUAACGUUUUAUAUUUCUAAAAUCUAUGUCAGCGACCUUGAUCGUUAAGGAUGACUUGUUUCCUUUUCUGGGCAUUCUAGGAGCUGCUGCAAAUGUUCGGCUUGCCUUUUAUCAUUGCCCCCAUGGAAGCUGAAGCUCAAUGCGCAUAUAUGGAAAUAAUGAACCUAGUGGACGGCAUUGUUACGGACGACUCUGAUGCGUUCUUGUUUGGGGCCCAAAAUGUGUAUAAGAAUAUUUUUGACGACAGGAAGUAUGUUGAAACAUACUUAAUGAAGGUACAGUUCUCUUUUCGAAACUUUCAAGUCGCUUAGUUGUUCCUGUUUCAGCAUCCAUUUUCACGGUAUGUUCUUGUUCUCCAUCUAAUUUCUUCCCACCCGCCCAUUCUAGAAGUUUCUUGCCGCACUGAAUUUGUAUCAUUGCUGAUAUAUGUUCAUAUCAUGGAUUUUUAUUUCUCUCUGUUUUGCCUGGUCAGCAGUGAUGAUAAAAGAAAAACUAGUCAAUGAUGAAUUGCUCAUUUGCUAGAUUCUUUUGGGUACUAGGACAUAGAGAACGAGCUUGGACUGAACAGAGAAAAGCUGAUCCACAUGGCGUUGCUCCUCGGAAGUGAUUACACUGAAGGUGUCAGGUAAAAAAUUCAUUGCAUCAUCAGUGAAUUAUACCCAGAUCUGACCUGUUCUUGCCUCCGGUACAUGAUGUUUGUCUCUUAUUUUCUAUGGCUUUUUAUGGAUGCCCAGUCUUGAUUUACUGGUGCACUGCCCCUCCUUGCUCAAGCGGAAAGGGGAAAACAAAUUCAUUGCCAGAGUAACUGUAAUGAAAGAUCUAUAAAGGGCUUAUUUUCUCCUUUUUAUUGCAGCGGUAUUGGGAUUGUCAACGCCAUUGAAGUUGUGCACGCCUUUCCCGAGGAAGAUGGCCUCAAGAAGUUCCGAGAAUGGGUCGAAUCACCAGACCCAUCUAUUUUUGGGAAACUUUAUCCACAUAUCGGUGAUAAAACCAAGAGGCGGCCAUCGAACGCAAACAACACCAACGCAGAUGAAUGUGCUUCAUCUGAUGGGACUCAGGGAGAUGGCUCUCAGUCGUCUUCAAGCGGCCUCCUGGACGUCAAGAGGAUUUUCAUGGAGAAGCACGUAAGUUUUAGUCACAAUUGACCUGACCAUUUCCCUCUUCUUCUUUCAAACGAAGCCACAAUGGGUUCCAUGUGAAAAGCUUCUAUUCCAAUUAUAUCAUAUACCAGAGAAACGUGAGCAAGAACUGGCACAUCCCGGCAUCCUUCCCAAGCAUGUCAGUUGUCUCUGCCUAUAUUAAUCCUCAAGUGGAUGGAUCGACGGAGCCGUUCUCAUGGGGAAAGCCAGACUUGCCUCUGCUCCGAAAGUGAGUUCUUACUUGUUUCUUUCCAUUUCAAGAGAUCUUUGUCUCAUUACUUGAGAUACAAUUUCUUUGAUCUUUGUCUCCACAUCAAUGUUUGCAUAGAACCCCCGAUCCAUUUGCAGAAAAGUCCCUUCUUCAAAAUUCUUUAUCGUCAAGAUUAAAACACGGUCUGCAAAUUAAAUACAAACGGGAUUAUUUUAUGAUGUCCGCUGGCUGGAGAAAGUAAAAUAAUCGGGAAGAACAUCGUGCAUCAUAUAUGAUAUGCACAUAUGUUCAUAUAUUCACACCUCUCUCUCUCUCUCUCUAUAUAUAUAUAUAUAUCUCCUAGCUUCUUGUGUGCCGCCUGAGACAGAUUUCACCAUGAAUGUAGGCUGUGCUGGGAAAAGUUUGGGUGGGCCCACCAGAAAGCUGACGAAUUGCUUGUCCCCGUUUUGAAGGAAUACAACAAGCACGAGGUGAGAUUACUUGAUCUCCAGACAAGAAUCACAGGAUGUGAUAGUAACAUUUGCAUUAUUGUUUUUUAACCAAGAAUAACAACAAAAAAUGAGAUUUUUGAUUUUUGCAUGCUCAAUAUCAUAGUAAUUUUUUUUUGUUUUUUAUUUCUACUAUGGGAAACAGACCCAGCUACGACUAGAGGCGUUCUGCACGUUUAACGAGAAAUUUGCCAAAAUAAGAAGCCAGAGGAUCAAAAGGGCGGUGAAAGGCAUCACUGGGGGGAGCUCGAGGGAACUCAUGGGAGAUCCCGAGGAGGGUGAGUUACAGGGUAAGAAGAGAAAGAAAGCCUCUUCGGAAGCGAAAGAAGCCAAGCCCGAGGAGAGGCCCACAGAAUCUCCUGUUCAGGAUGGGCGACUGGGGGAUGUAAAGCAUGGUUGGAGUGGCAGGGAGGGGAGAGGGAGAGGGAGAGGGAGAGGGAGAGGGAGAGGGAGAAGAGGGAGAGGGUCAGCCAGAGAGAGAGAAACAGAAGCAGCAGAAACCGGCUCGAGUGAUUCCUCUGAUCAUCCUACAAAAAAGGACCAUCAAGUGGAGAUUGCUUGCUCAUCUGAGCUGCGCCGGGUAAAUUACAGACUUCCAUAGAUCUCCUCUCUUGAUUAUGUUGGCUAUAUGUAUAUAUAUACAUAUGCAUGUAUGUCUGUAUAUAUAUGUAUAUAUAUAUAUAUAAUGGGGUCUUCUUUAUACACGGGGAUCAGUCAGGCUUUCAGCAGGAGUUUGCUCCAGAAAGUCAAUGGUCCACAUUUAAGUAA
Spirodela intermedia is the source of this 11037-nucleotide messenger RNA. NCBI's taxonomy places the organism in Eukaryota, Viridiplantae, Streptophyta, Magnoliopsida, Alismatales, Araceae. The record is from the annotation of a GenBank genome assembly.